Molecule: messenger RNA, 6823 nt
Organism: Lampris incognitus (smalleye Pacific opah)
Lineage: Eukaryota; Metazoa; Chordata; Actinopteri; Lampriformes; Lampridae
Product: FYVE and coiled-coil domain-containing protein 1-like
Exons: 17
Coding region: 1-4446 (1481 amino acids)
Biological process (GO): positive regulation of autophagosome maturation; plus-end-directed vesicle transport along microtubule
Cellular component (GO): lysosome; late endosome; autophagosome
Molecular function (GO): metal ion binding
Source: RefSeq, a predicted model, not a curated record
AUGGCCUCCUCAUCAGUUGGGGAGAAUCAGCUGCAAAGGAUCAUCAGAGACCUACAUGAUGCGGUAUUAGAGUUGAGUAAAGAACACAAGGAGUGUGGUGAGCCCAUUACAGAUGACAGCUCCAACCUGCACAAGUUCUCUUAUAAACUAGAGUACCUGCUACAGUUUGACCAAAAAGAAAAGACUACUUUUCUUGGCCAGAGGAAAGACUACUGGGAUUAUUUCUGCGACUGCCUGGCUAAAAUAAAGGGUGCCAACGAUGGCAUCCGUUUUGUUAAAUCCAUCCCUGAGCUGAAGACUUCACUGGGGAAAGGAAGGGCCUUCAUACGGUACUCACUGGUGCACCAACGCCUUGCCGACACACUGCAGCAGUGUCUCAUUAAUCAGAAGGUCACAAGUGACUGGUACUAUGUCCGCAGUCCCUUCCUCAAGUCUCACCUUACUACUGACAUAAUCAACCACCUCUAUGAACUCAACCAGAUCCAGUUCGAUGUGGCAGCUAGAGGUUACGACCUCGACGCAGAUUGGCCAGCCUUUGCAAGGAGAACAUUAGGAGCCAACUCACCAGCUUUCCUGUGGAAGCCUCCCAGUCGCUGUUCCAGCAUCAACAGCUUGGUUAGCAGCUAUUCACACUCCCAGGCUCAGGAGUUUCUCCCUGUCCCUGACUUGGGCCACAGUCUCGCAGGUCACUUGGUGGAACUCGAGGAGCCUUCCCCUUGUACCAUAGCAGAGGACCUCCGCAUUGAGCUUGACCAGUCAGAGCUCAGACAGCAGGAGCUUUUGGUACGAGUCCAAGAAUUAGGUGAAGAGGCUGCAAAACUGAAAGGCGUGGUGAAGGACCUUCAGACACAGCUGUCUGCUACCCAGAAAUCCUCUGGCCAAUCCUCUUCGGAGCCAAAGACUAAAACAGAAGUAGCCAAUCAGCAGAGAGGAAAUAAUUGUCAAGCCUCUUGUGAAGCAAUUAACAGUGAACUUCAGGACAGAUUGACUGCAGCCGAGAACAAAAACAUGGAACUCCUUUCUAAGUUAGAUGGUGCUCUUAACGAAAAGGGCCAGCAGACAGCUAGCUACUGUGACUCUGCCUGGAAGAUCCAAGAACUCUUGGAUAAACUCAAGACUGCUGAAGAGGGGAGGUUGGAGGCUAAGAGGGAGGCUGAGGAUAGGGCCAGGCAUUCUGAGCGGCUCUCACAAGAGCUCAAACUACGCGAAGAAGAGCUGAGGGGGACUAAGGAGAAAUUGGGUGAAACAAAGACUGGAGCCCGUAAAGGACAGGAGGAGGCACUCAGGCGGUUAGAAGAACUUCAAGGCGCUGUGAGUCGAAUUCAAGGGGCACUGACCUUGAAAGAGAAGGAAACGGGAAACUUAAGAGCCCAGCUUCAGGACCUACAAACGUUGCUGGAGAGCCGAGAACGACAAGCAGAAGAACUGAGGAAAAGACUGCAGGAAGAGAGGGAGGAGGUACAGCAAAGGUGUACUGCCAGUGGUGGCCAAAGUGAGAUACUAGAAAGCCAGCUUCUGGAGUUAAGAGAGCAUCUAAAAGCCAGAGAGAAGGAACUGGCCAAUAGUUCUGAGAGAGUUAAACAUUUAGAGGAGCAGCUUGAGAAGCUAGAUAUUGAGAAACAAAGUCUUAUCGCUGGUAUUGGCGGAAAUCAAUUUAUUUCCUCUGAUCAAUCUAAGAAGCUUGAAGACUACAAAUCCCAAUGCAACAAUCUUAUGGAUCUAAAUGCUAAGCUCAUACAGACAGUCAAAAGGAGUGAGGAGAGCACUAGAGAGCUCACUGAGGGCAGGGCAGCCAUGCUGGACCAGCUGGCAUCCUUGCGGGCUUCUGAGAAACAUCUGAAAGGCAGAGUAGAGGCUGCUAAGCUGAAUGUGGAAGACAGGGAAAGGAAACUUGUGGAGGAAAACCAGCGAUUGGAGGAGAUGUUCCAGAAAGCCACUAUCCAGAGGGAUGCAUUUGAUGCUCAGUUAAAGCGGCUUGAGAAUGAUAACAGGGAGCUUAUAGAGGUCCAGUUGUCAUUGAAAAGACAGUUGGCCACAACUCAGGAAGAACUGAACUCACUCAUAACCAAAGCUUCUGAGUUAGACAAGAACCUCACACUCUCCCAAAGAAGCCAAACUGAAUUGCAGGAAAAACUGCAGGGAACCGAGACCAAGCUCAGAGACCAAAUUAUUAAAUAUGAGUUUCUGCAGGUGAGGAUGGAGGAGUUGGAGAGUAGGAACGGGGAGCUAAACAAUGAAAAGGGCGCUGCAGAGAGUACUGAGAAAAUGCAGAAGCUUAAUGAUAGACAUCAAACUUCCUCUCUGGAAGCCAGAGAGGCCACUUCCAGGCUGGUAAUAGCUGAAGCUCAGCUGGAGCUCAACCUAAGGGAGGUAGGCAGGCUUCGAGAAGAAGUGGUGGACCUUAGGGCCCAGCUCCUGGCUGGGGCUGAGGAGAGAAUGAAAGUUCAGGCCCUCCAGGAGGUGACAGAGGCUUCCAGAGAGGAUCUCCGUGUCUUAACUGAACAGCUCAAGGCUCAGGUGGAGGAGCUAAAUCGUCGGCACGUGGACGAGAUCCUACGUUCCAGAGAGCGUGAGGAGGCUCUUAUCCGUGAGCGUGAUGGUGAGGCACAGGCUCGAGCGAGUCUGGCUGCAGAGGUGACGGCCUCCAGAGAAGAGCUCAAUAACCUAAAGCUGCGUUAUGAUAACUUAUGUGUGGAAAAUAGUGAGUCCAGGGAGGCUCUCCAUAGAGCCAACACAGAAACAGCUGAACUCGGUGUGCACGUGUGCAUGCUUACAGCUGAAAAUGAAGAGGCCCGUCUCCGCUGGGAGGGCUUGUCUGCAAAGCUGAAAGAGCUGGAGGAAGAAGGGGGUCAGGAAGCAGAGAGGCUGAAUGCCAGCAUGACACAGCUCUGUCAGGAGAACCAGCCGCUCCAUGAAGGAGAUGGUCAGUCAGGAGCCACGCAAGACAUGCAGGUGAAGCUGGAGAAUGCUCAGCACGAUGCCAGGACCCUGCAGGAGAGCAGCCAGGAGGAGAGCCAGGCACUGCGGUUCCAGCUCAGCAGCAAAGCCAUGAGCCACAGCAACCAGCUUCAGAGCCUAAACAAAGAAUUACAAGAAGUGAGGGUGCAGCUUGGAGCUGAGCAGGAGAAAGCGGUGGUACUGGAGAGUAAAGUCAAAGAACUGGAGACUGAGAAUCAGAGGUACAGCCAGCAGAUUGAGGAGAAUAACAGCCAGAUUGUGCAGUCCCAGAGUCUCAACCAGCAGAGAGAGGAGGAACUGAACCAGCUGAGAGGGGAUUUAUCAAGGUCCAAGGAAGGCCUUGCGGCGGCUAGGCAGGCUCACCAGGAGAUGAAUGACUGUCUACAGCGAGCCAUGCAGGACAAACAGAGUUGCGACCUUAAAACGGCUGCCGAGCUCGAUGACCUGUACCGCACCAAGAGCAACCUGGAGGAGAGGAUCAUAGAACUGAUCAGGGAAAAAGAUGCACUGUGGCAGAAGACCGACGCUCUGGAGUUUGAGCAGAAACUACGGGAAGAGGAGACUGAGAGGGACGUCAACCACUGCCUGGGCUGUCACAGCCAGUUCAGCUGGUGGCUCCGCAAGUACAACUGCAGGCUUUGUGGGCGUCCUUUCUGCUACUACUGCUGCAGCAACACAGUGAGCACCUCGCAGGGCGGCAGCAGAGAGCGCUGCUGCAGAGACUGCUAUAACCAGCACAGCGCAGUGGUGGAGCGCCACCCUCAGGAAGCGAUUGCUAACUCACCAAACACACCCUUCAGCCCUUUACCCCAGCCUGGCAGAACCAGUCAAAAAAUUGCAGGAAUAGGCAAUAGCACCAAGCAUGAUGAUGGGGUGUUUGACAUCAUCACAGAGGAAGAAGUGAGCGGCAUAUACAACAGUGACUCCCUCUCUUUUUCCACCGCCUGCUCUCCUGGACAUGGACAGCAGGGAGCAGCACAGCUAAACUCCAGUUGCAACAGUGCAGGAGACACCACCUCAGAAGACACUGAGGACCUCAGUGCCUCAGUGCAGGAUGCUGAAAUCUGCCUGCUCAAGGCGGGAGAUCUCACGCUCUCCAUCCCCUUCACGGUAGACGACAUCGCCAGGUUCGGGGAUGGUUCCCGAGAGCUCUUCAUCAAGUCAAGCUGUUACAGCACCAUCCCCAUCAUCCUGGGCUACCCAGGUCUGACCAUCACCUGGGUGUUCACCUCCGAGCCCAAGAGCAUCUCUUUCAGCGUGGUCUACAGGGAGGACGCAGAGACUCCACUAGAGCAAGCCAAGGUCCUGAUCCCGCUCAUCCGCUGUAACUCCCACAAGGAGACCAUCCAGGGGGAGCUGAAGGUCAGGAACCCUGGAGAAUACACGCUCAUUUUUGACAACUCAUUUUCCAGGUUCAUCUCCAAAAAAGUGCUGUAUCGUCUGGGUGUGGCAAAGGCUGUGGUGUACGAUGGAAGUGGCUGCCCCUGAGGUGAGGACAGAUGAAGACAGAGCAUGUGAGGUCUUAACUCCGCCCUCACCCGUCUCCCACAGCAUCAGUGUGUGAAAACUGUGCCUCUCGGAUACUGCGGUUAACAUUGCAACACAUGUGGACUCUAGCCGGUUAAUGAAUAUCAUCUCGGAGAUCUGUUAUUGUCGCAAAAGAGCGAGGUGUGUAAUUGACUGAGGCAGUCAGCCGUGAAAGUCCUUCGCUGUACUCGAGGUUGGCUGAUGUCAAAAGAACUUUGGUUUGGAGUCUAUAGGUGUACAGCAAGUUACAUUAAAGAUGCUGAAACAUCUCUUUCAGCCGCUCGCUUGUGAAAGGCGUCGUCUCAUACCGGCUGUAUAAGUAGAACGAAGCUGUAUGAACGCCGGGUAGAGGGAAAUGCAAAGUAUAACUGUUACGCUAAUGAAUGUGAGCAUGCACUACUGUGAAAGCUUAACCUUAGAAGUUUGGUUGUAGCACAAAGGUGUCAGAUAUGAGUUUUGAUUUUUAAUGUAGAAGAUUGUUGAAUAUUUGAAUGUGAAGGAUUUUUUUUUUUAACUCUGGUAGAUGCUGUCCUUUUAUAGAUGCCACCGUCGUUGAAGCCUCACUACACAUUUCAUGUUUGCCAAGCGAAAGAUGCACUUUUUCUCCUUCAUCAACAGGAUUUUUUUUGGGGGAAAAAAGAUGCUCCCUAUUCAGCAAUCAGAAAUGUUUGGGAAUACUGUAUUCCGAUAAUCAGCUAUUUGAUGUAUGAGUGUUUUCGCAUUUAUACUAACUUGGUCCAAAGAGUGCAACAUGCAAGAGAAACCUUUGGAGUAAUAACAACUCAUGUUGGAUGAGGGAUAAAUGCAUCGUCAGGAAAUAGUUGUUAGGUUUUGAUUUGUCUUUUUAUAAAAUAGGCUUUAAUUUGAUGGCAGGACGUCUGAUUAUUGCAGAUGAGGGAACGAGGCCCGACUCAACAGAACACGGCCCUACUUCUCCGAUUUCUAUGCAUGAGAGCACAAAGAAUGUUUACAUAUUCCCGAGAUAUUCCACAAGAGGGUAAAACGAGAGUGCUUAUAAGUUUCUAUGCUUUAAAGAUUUAUAGGACCGAGAAGCAAAGACACAGUUUCUAACGUUCACUUUAAUACCAGUUAUCGCUGAAGUUUUGGCAAAUGGUGGAAAUAGAUGAAGGAUCUUCACAUGACUCAUGGUGGUGAGCCACAAAGUUCAUUUUGAAAAGUUUUCAACACCCGGCCCAUUUCUUCCCCCGACCCAUUUCAGUUUGUGAGUACAGUACACAGUACAGUACAGUCAAGGCUCAGCAUUUUUGGUUUUUAUUUUUCAAAGCCAUCCAGCAUACCGAAUUUCACCACAAGAGGACACUGUCACAUAACCUCACACGAACAGGAACAACUUUUGAAUCCGUGGAAACAUAAAAUCCAGGUGAAAAUCAGUUUAAACCGAUCUGCUCCUUUUAAAAAAUCUGUAUUUUUCGGUGAAAAUCGGUAAAAACCGAAAACGCUGAGCCUUGAGUACAGUAUAGUACAGCACAGUACAGUACAGUGCAGUGCAGUGCAGUGCAGUACAGUACAGUGCAGUACAGUACAAUACAGUACAGGGCAUGAGCUUCAGACUGAUCAAGUGAGAGUGUAUGCAACUCAGGGUACAGCCAGAAAAACUUCGAAACCUUAGGAAUGACACUCGCUGAAGGGUUUUGAACGUUGAGAUAGUGUUUUUUUUUUCUGAAGAAACUUCCAAGUGUCUUAGAGCUGUUAUUUUGACUACAGAGGUUGUAACACAGUUUGUGUGUGCCGUUGGGGGCACUGCUUCGCUGCUCAACAGAGAAUUUACAAACCCCAAAAUGUCCUCCACCGAUCCCAGAAAGGUUAAUUUAUCAAGACGUCUUCCGCUGAUUUUUUUUUUUUUUGUAAACCGUUUGUAACAGAUAUUUUGGAUAUGAAACUAACAUUAGGGAGAAAACCAUGAACAUUUCAAAUGUUACUUUUUUUUCUUUUACACAGAUAAACAAGAAAAGAGUUAAUAUAUUGCCAAAAAUAAUAUAAAAGACAGAUAUUGUCUAUUUUCUGUUAUUAAAUUAUGAGAUUCCAUUUAAGGGCAUUGCUACAUGACUGAUGUAUACAGUGCAAGUUUGAAAGGGUUCUUUAUAAUCCAUAUCCCAUGAGCCUUUGUGCCAGUUGAUAAAUGGUUUUCUUUUUCUUUAUACCAUUAUGCUAGUAAGUGAAUUGUAGAAGGUUAUUUAUAACUGGGUUUGGUAAAGGGCAACUUCCCCCCUUUGGUUUCCAUGUAAAUGCCUCUCUACUUUGUUCCGUAGGAGAAUGACUUCCAUACUAAAGGUUUGUGUUAGGCUGGAUUAAAGAUGACGAAACAAUAAAUAAGAAU